This is a messenger RNA of Daucus carota subsp. sativus, 2818 nucleotides long. Its product is annotated as exocyst complex component SEC15B. NCBI's taxonomy places the organism in Eukaryota, Viridiplantae, Streptophyta, Magnoliopsida, Apiales, Apiaceae. The transcript has a single exon. The record is from RefSeq and is a predicted model, not a curated record. Gene Ontology annotation, cellular component: membrane; exocyst. Gene Ontology annotation, biological process: intracellular protein transport; exocytosis; Golgi to plasma membrane transport. Bases 195 to 2570 code for a protein of 791 amino acids.
AAUAAUAUCCCAAAACUUUAAUUUUACUUCUAGGUUCUAGCAUGACAGCCAGGUCAUAAGGGUCAUUCCACGCGACACAGCCUCCCUUUUCGCUGUCUAAACGCCCAACAAUUCUAUCUCUUUGCAUAACUACUGCUCUUCUCCCUAUAUCUAUUCCGUCUCUAACGGCACCGUGAAUCUACCGUUACCCACAGAUGCAGACGGCAAAAUCUCGCCGGAAAGUCGCUCCUGCCUCGGCAGAGAACGGCGACUCCGGCGACAAGCUCGACCAGAUCCUCCUCUCCGCCGCCGUCGCUAACGGCGAAGAUUUAGGCCCCUUUAUUCGCAAAGCCUUCGCUUCCGGAAAGCCUGAAACCCUAGUUCAUCAUCUCCGUCACUUCUCUCGAUCCAAAGAGUCCGAGAUUGAAGAUGUUUGUAAAGCUCAUUAUCAAGACUUCAUCUUGGCCGUUGAUGAUCUCCGAUCGCUUCUCUCCGAUGUCGAUUCGCUUAAAUCGUCGCUGUCAAACUCGAAUUCGCAGCUACAGUCUGUUGCUGGACCGCUUUUGACUUCGCUCGAUUCGUUUAUCGAGGCGAAGAACAAGUGCCAGAAUAUCAAUUUAGCGAUUAAUUCGUCGAAAAUAUGCGUUGAGCUGAUGGAGCUUUGCUCGCGAGCGAAUGUGCACAUUAAAGAACAGAACUUUUACAUGGCGUUGAAGUGUUUGGAGAUGAUUGAGUCGGAGUAUUUUAGCGAAACGCCUUCGUCGACUAUGAGGAGAAUGCUGGAGACGAAGAUUCCCGCGAUCCGAUCUCAUAUUGAGAGGUUGAUUAAUAAGGAGUUUGGGGAUUGGUUGGUUGAUAUUCGGUUGGUUAGUAGGAAUUUAGGUCAGAUGGCGAUUGGACAAGCUUCUGCUUCGAGACAACGAGAAGAGGAGAUGCGGAUGAAGCAGAGACAAGCUGAGGAGCAGAGUCGAUUGAGUUCACGAGAUUGUAUUUAUGCGUUGGAGGAGGAAGAUGAUGAAGGAUUUGCAGAAAUUGGUGAGGAAUUUGAUUUGACUCCAUUGUAUAGGGCUUAUCAUAUUCACCAGACGUUAGGGCUUGAAGAUCGGUUCAAGCAGUAUUAUUUUGAGAAUCGGAAGCUUCAGCUUACUUCUGACUUUCAGGUAUCUUCGAUGACACCUUUUUUGGAAUCUCAUCAAACUUUUUUUGCGCAAAUUGCUGGCUUUUUUAUUGUGGAAGAUCGUGUUUUGAGAACCGGUGGGCAAUUGAUAUCGAAAAUGGAAGUAGAGAGUUUAUGGGAUACUGCUGUUAGUAAAAUGUGUUCCGUAUUAGAAGAUCAAUUCUCUAGGAUGCAAACUGCUAAUCAUUUGUUGCUUAUUAAGGAUUAUGUCAGUUUAUUGGGUGUUACGUUACGUGGAUAUGGUUAUCCUGUUGCUCAGUUGCUUGAUGUGUUGAGUAAACAUAGGGAUAAGUAUCAUGAGUUAUUGUUGUCUGAUUGUCGUAAACAAAUUUCUGAAGUUCUCCAGGCCGAUAGAUUUGAGAAUAUGUAUAUGAGGAAAGAGUACGAGUAUUCAAUGAAUGUGCUGUCAUUUCAAAUACAGACAUCAGAUAUUAUGCCAGCAUUUCCAUAUGUUGCCCCCUUUUCUUCUACAGUUCCUGAUUGUUGUCGAAUUGUAAGAUCAUUUAUUGAGGAUUCUGUCAGUUUCAUGUCUUACGGUGGGCAGCUUGAUUUCUAUGAUGUUGUGAAGAAGUACUUGGACCGACUUUUGAGUGAUGUCUUGGAUGGGGCUCUUUUAAAGCUGAUCAGUACAUCAAUCCAUGGUGUCAACCAAGCGAUGAUAGUAGCUGCUAAUAUGUCUGUCUUGGAGCGUGCUUGUGAUUUCUUUUUCAGACAUGCGGCCCAGCUUUCAGGAAUUCCAUUGAGAAUGGCUGAAAGGAGUAGGAGGAAGUUUCCAUUAAACAAAGCCCGUGAUGCCGCCGAAGAGAUGCUCUCAGGGCUGCUUAAGAAGAAGGUAGAUGGAUUUAUGACAUUGAUUGAGAAUGUGAAUUGGUUAGCUGAUGAACCUCCACAGCUUGAGAAUGAAUAUGUGAAUGAGGUCAGCAUUUUUCUUGAAACUCUGCUUUCAACAGCGCAGCAGAUAUUACCCAGUCAGGUUCUUAGAAGAGUUUUACAAGAUGUACUUUCUCACAUUUCAGAGCUCAUCAUUGGGGCUUUAUAUGGGGAAACUGUAAAAAGGUUUACUUUAAAUGCCAUUAUGGGUUUAGAUAUAGAUAUAAAGUCACUGGAGACAUUUGCAGAAAACCAAGCUUCUCUUCUGCCUGAAGCAGACACUAAUCAAUUAAAAAAUGCACUUGCUGGGGCAAGGCAGAUGGUUAACUUGCUUUUAAGCAACCACCCAGAAAACUUUUUGAAUCCAGUAAUCCGAGAAAGGAGUUAUAAUGCUUUGGAUUAUAGGAAGGUAGUGACCAUUUCUGAGAAGUUAAGAGAACCUUCAGAGCGGCUGUUUGGAACAUUUGGAUCAAGGAAUUACAAGCAAAAUCCUAAGAAGAAAUCUCUUGAUUCAUUAAUAAAAAGACUUAAGGAUGUUAACUGAUUUCAUAUAGAAAGUACAUGCCUCCUGAAGUACCCGGUAUCUAUUUCUUCAUAUAUUUUCCGUUGACUGAUUUGGGGUAAUUUAUUGCUUCCCAAUCUUUUCUUCAUGUUUGUUGCAAGUCAUCGCAGUUCAAUUGUAUCAUUAGAGAUGCAUAUUCAUUUUGUGUGUAUUUAUUUCACAAGCAUACAGUAUUAGUUAAAUCCAAUUUUUUCAAGUUAUGUAAUGUAUAUUUCAUUUAUCGGUUUUUA